GGAAGUGCACAGUGGCGCAUGCGCAAAAGGGCGGCGGGCGGGUGGGCUGGCAGCGGUGGAUUCGCGUCGGAGCCGCGGGCGGUCAGCAGGAAUUUGACUCUGGGGCAUGAAAGUUAAGCUGUUGAGCUCUGGGCUGUGUUAGCAGGAACCUUUGCAGGACGAGCAAUGGCUGCCGCAGCAGCAGCUUCUCAUCUGAACCUGGAUGCUCUCCGGGAAGUGCUAGAAUGCCCCAUCUGCAUGGAGUCUUUCACGGAAGAGCAGCUGCGGCCCAAGCUGCUGCACUGCGGCCACACCAUCUGCCGCCAGUGUCUGGAGAAGCUCCUGGCCAGUAGCAUCAAUGGCGUCCGCUGUCCCUUUUGCAGCAAGAUUACUCGUAUCACCAGCCUGACCCAGCUGACAGAUAACCUGACAGUGCUGAAGAUCAUCGACACAGCCGGGCUCAGUGAGGCUGUAGGUCUGCUCAUGUGCCGAGCUUGUGGCCGGAGGCUGCCUCGACAGUUCUGCAGAAGCUGUGGGUUGGUGUUGUGCGAGCCCUGCCGGGAGGCAGAUCAUCAACCCCCUGGCCACUGUACACUCCCUGUCAAGGAGGCAGCUGAGGAACGGCGGAGGGACUUCGGGGAGAAGUUGACUCGCCUAAGGGAACUUAUGGGAGAGCUGCAGAGGCGGAAGGCAGCCUUGGAAGGUGUCUCCAGGGACCUUCAGGCAAGGUAUAAGGCUGUUCUUCAAGAGUAUGGCCACGAAGAGCGCAGGGUCCAGGAAGAGCUGGCCCGCUCUCGGAAGUUCUUCACAGGCUCUCUGGCCGAGGUUGAGAAGUCCAACAGUCAGCUGGUAGAAGAACAGAGCUACCUGCUCAACAUCGCAGAGGUGCAGGCCGUGUCUCGCUGUGACUACUUUCUAGCCAAGAUCAAGCAGGCCGAUGUAGCCCUGCUGGAGGAGACAGCAGAUGAGGAGGAGCCCGAGCUCACUGCCAGCCUGCCCCGGGAGCUUACCCUGCAAGAUGUGGAGCUCCUUAAAGUAGGGCAUGUCGGGCCCCUGCAAAUCGGGCAAGCUGUUAAGAAACCCCGGACAGUGAACAUGGAAGACUCUUGGGCAACGGAGGGGGCAACAGCAUCGGCUGCCUCGGCCUCUGUCACCUUUAGAGAAGUGGACAUGAGCCCUGAGGAAGUGGUUGCCAGCCCGAGGGCUUCACCUGCCAAACAGCGGAGUUCCGAGGCAGCCCCCAGUAUCCAGCAGUGUCUCUUUCUCAAGAAGUUGGGGGCAAAAGGCAGCACCCCAGGCAUGUUCAACCUUCCAGUCAGUCUCUACGUGACCAGUCAGAAUGAGGUGCUGGUCGCUGACCGUGGCAACUAUCGCAUCCAAGUGUUCAAUCGCAAAGGCUUUCUGAAGGAGAUCCGUCGCAGCCCCAGUGGCAUUGACAGCUUUGUGCUAAGCUUCCUCGGAGCCGAUCUGCCCAAUCUCACUCCUCUCUCAGUGGCCAUGAACUGCCAUGGCCUGAUUGGCGUGACUGACAGCUAUGACAACUCCCUUAAAGUCUACACCCUGGAUGGCCACUGCGUGGCCUGCCAUAGGAGCCAGCUGAGCAAACCGUGGGGCAUCACAGCCCUACCAUCUGGCCAGUUUGUGGUGACUGAUGUGGAAGGCGGGAAGCUUUGGUGUUUCACUGUGGACCGAGGAGCAGGAGUCGUCAAAUACAGCUGUCUGUGCAGUGCUGUGAGGCCCAAGUUCGUCACCUGCGAUGCUGAAGGCACAGUCUAUUUCACCCAAGGCUUGGGUCUCAAUGUGGAAAACCGGCAGAAUGAACACCACCUGGAGGGUGGUUUCUCCAUUGGCUCCGUGGGCCCUGACGGGCAGCUGGGCCGGCAGAUCAGUCACUUCUUCUCGGAAAAUGAGGAUUUCCGCUGCAUUGCUGGCAUGUGUGUGGAUGCUCGGGGUGACCUCAUUGUAGCUGAUAGCAGCCGCAAGGAAAUUCUCCAUUUUCCCAAGGGUGGGGGCUACAGUGUUCUUAUUCGAGAGGGUCUUACCUGUCCAGUGGGCAUUGCCCUCACGCCUAAGGGGCAGCUGCUGGUCCUGGACUGUUGGGACCACUGCGUCAAGAUCUAUAGCUACCAUCUGAGAAGAUAUUCCACCCCUUAAAGAAGAGAAAUACCAGUUUCUUCUUUCCCCCAACUGAGUGUCCUUCCCUUUCCUUCCCUGGUUGUUGAUGGUACUGUGGAGUAGACGUGGCCUGUGUCCUGAUUCUAGCCAGAUUGCUCUAGAAUUGUAGAAACUCUAGUUUGCAGUGCUCUUUCCCUGUUAUUUCCCUUUCCCAAAUCCCUCUUUAGAGCUUUAACAGGUACCUUGUCCCAAAUAGGAGAGAUGAUGCUGUUAGCCGAAGUUGCUUAGAAGUUAGACGUUUCCACGGCUUUAGUAGGCGGCCACUGUAGCGCUUUGCCCCUGUGUUUGGAAUUUGUAUUGGUACUAAAUCGACGUUGAUUUUGCUCCUCCCUAGUUUGCCGUUUCCUACCUAUUAUAAUGUGCGUCAUCUGUGAUAGUGUAACUCUGGCUGCGUCCGUGUGCAUGCCCCAGUGGGAUCAGCCCCUCCCUUCAGUGAUAGGAGAUGUCUAGCAUGGUGUCUCUUGAUCCCCUGUACCAGUGUGAGACUGAAUCAUUAAGUGCCACCAGAAGUGACACACAUUCCCUUUGGCCGGGAGAUUUCUGCCGCCAUGGAUUAUCUUUUCAUUGCAGAUGUGCCAGAGGAUGGGUUGACCCUAGUCGGAUAGUGUUGAAAACGUCAGUCUAGAAAUUGCUUGCUUUGUGAAGGAGUUCAUAGGUGAGAACUAUGCCAUAGCCAAGGCAGAUGGGAACAUGCAAACAGAUGCUAACAUAUCCAGCAAAUUUGGCAUUUUUUUCCCCUAGGUCUCAUACCAUUUCAUACUCUUUCCUCUGAUAUGUGCUAAGAGUUAUCAGAAGAAUUGUAUAAUGUGGGCUUCAACCAACAAUGUGGGAAGGUUGGCAUAUCUAUUUUCAUUACUGAUGAACAAACCAUUAGGUAACAAUAUUUUCUUCAAGUGAGUGCAUACUAUUUGACUUUGAAAUUUCUUUAUGUUCUAUCAAGCAUUAAACUGAUAACUUUCUUCAUCACUGAUGUUCAUUUUUUAAUUAAAUAUGAAUUUCGGAAGACAAA
Messenger RNA from Myodes glareolus (Bank vole), 3163 nucleotides. It is a transcript of the gene Trim32, whose product is annotated as tripartite motif containing 32. Gene Ontology annotation, molecular function: zinc ion binding; protein binding. The record is from RefSeq and is a predicted model, not a curated record. Lineage: Eukaryota; Metazoa; Chordata; Mammalia; Rodentia; Cricetidae. Gene Ontology annotation, cellular component: cytoplasm.